AUGCGCUAUACCCUGAUCAACGGCCUUCUCCUCCUGGGCAUCUCGCCUUUGACCUCACUCGCCCUUCCCGUGGACCCCAAUGACCAAGGCGGCGUCUGGGACCCCAGUGGCCAAUACCGAAAGGGUCACUAUGAUAGCAAUGGAGACUUCAUCCCGAAUGAGCAAGGCCAGGUUGGAUGGAAUGAAAAUGGCCAGAACUGGCAAAACGGCCAGAACUACCAGAAUAGUCAAAAUGGCUACUAUGAUCAAAAUGGCCAGUGGCGCUCAAACACCUGGAACCAGAACAACAACAACAAUAACAACAACAACAACAACUGGAACCAGAAUGGCCAGAAUGGUCAAUACAACCGUUGGCAGCGUCGGUCUCUGCCUGGGCAGCCUUUGAAUGCCGAAGAGCUCCGCAACCACGGAAACCUGGGAGUCCCGGGCGUUGGCCUUCCCGGAGUGGGCGUCCCUGGAGUUGGUAUCCACGCUCGCAACUGGCCUUAUGAUGGGAAUAACCAAGGUGGCUGGACCGAUACGAAUGGACAGUGGCACUCCAACAAUAACAACCAGAAUAGCCAGGCUGGAUGGACUGAUGCGAAUGGUGUUUGGCACUCGACAGACUACUCCCAGGGCUGGACAGAUGCCAACGGCAUUUGGCACCAGAACCCAAACACUCAGAAUCAGAACAACCAGGGUGGUUGGACUGAUGCUAAUGGCCAAUGGCACGCCAACCAGAAGCGUGGACUUCAGCCAACUCCUGCCAACUUGGCCGAUCCAAAUGUCCUGAACCAGGCCCAGGCUGCUGCCUCUCUCAAUGAUGCUACCCGUGUGGCACAUGUCCCACGCCACUAUCCCAAUGAUCGCUACGACGAGUACGAGCGCGAGCGGGAGCAGGAUCGUGAGGAAGAUCGUGAGACUGCCCUGGAUGUUGCCUCUGCUAUCAUUCCUCGUUGGUGGCCGUUCACCGACAGCAACUGGAACCGUAACGACAACUGGGACUCGAACAACAACUGCGACCGCAAUGACUGGAACUGCCGCAAUCGUUACAACGACAAGUGCAAGAAUGGCGACUGGAACGACCGCUCUGGCUGGUCUUGCCGCUCUGACUGGAGCCGUCCUACACCCUCUGCCCGUGUCUAUGCUCGCAACUAUCCUCAGGAUCAAAACAACUGGAACAACAACAACAACCACCAGGACUACCCCCAGGCGACCUCUUCUGUCAACUACAAAAAUGAGCACCAAGACAAAGACCUCAAGGUCACAGGUGGUGAGCAGGAAUAA
Penicillium macrosclerotiorum is the source of this 1266-nucleotide messenger RNA. RefSeq lists its product as uncharacterized. The record is from RefSeq and is a predicted model, not a curated record. The coding region runs from base 1 to 1266 and encodes 421 amino acids. The transcript has a single exon. Lineage: Eukaryota; Fungi; Ascomycota; Eurotiomycetes; Eurotiales; Aspergillaceae.